Molecule: messenger RNA, 1486 nt
Organism: Cryptomeria japonica (Japanese cedar)
Lineage: Eukaryota; Viridiplantae; Streptophyta; Pinopsida; Cupressales; Cupressaceae
Product: LOB domain-containing protein 27
Exons: 2
Coding region: 465-1175 (236 amino acids)
Source: RefSeq, a predicted model, not a curated record
GUUCAACUCAACAACUGUUACAGUCGUGCAUUUGGGCCUCUCUAAAUUUAAACAACCCACAUUUCUACGUGUCAAGAGAAUUCCGAGCAGCCUGCCAACACAAAUCAAAAGAUAAAACUCCUAUAUUUUCGUCCCUCUUUCCCUGAUUCUCUGCUUUCUCCUCCUCAAUUUCUGCAACAGCAAUAGGAAGUAUAUUUGUUUGCGGACUAAAAUUAGGAGGCCAUAAGAAGCGCAGACAUGCAUGCAGGCUGAGCGGGUCUUUCUCCUCUGACUAUUUCCUUUCUGCUCCGCAUCAUCCUCAUUCAGAAAAAGUCUCGGUUUGUUUGCAGGCUGUACAAAUAAAUUCCCAGCACUUUUUUGAUUUCACAUUGCUACAAAUUAGCAGCCUGCUGCUACUUUUUCUGUAGAUUGCUGAAUAGUUUUUUGUUUCUCUUUUGGAUUUUCUUGAGCAGCCCAAUAUUAUAAUGACGGGAAAAAGCGGCACGGGUCAAGCAUGCGCCGCAUGCAAAUACCAGAGAAGAAAAUGCUCGCCUGACUGCCCGCUUGCGCCCUAUUUUCCGCCGGAUCAACCCAAACAGUUUCUCAAUGUGCACAAACUAUUUGGAGUGAGCAACAUUUUGCGUAUACUCAGACAGCUGGAUGAUACCCAAAGGAGUGAUGCCAUGAAAUCUAUUAUUUACCAGGCUAAUGCACGUGAAAAAGAUCCUGUUCAUGGGUGUUUUGGGAUUAUUGUUAUGUUGCAGGCCCAGGUUGAAAGGCUUAAAGAAGAGAUUGAAAUUGUGAGAAGUCAGAUGAUGGUUAUGGAACAGCAGCAGCAGCAGCAGCAGCAGUUUCAGAAUGGUGGUAUUUUGCAGCACCAGCAGAUCCAGGGUCUUGGUGGGCCUGUGAAUCUGUCAAAUCAGCAUUCUGCAAUGCCUGCAACUUGGGUUUCUUACCCUUAUGUUCAGGGUUUUCCUUAUGAGGGAGAGGAGCUUUGUCGUCAAAGUAACUAUGAUUUUGUUAGACCCAGUAGAUUUGUUGAAUAUGAACAGAGGCAACAACCAUAUGGCGAGGUUAAGGAGGAUUAUGAAUCCAGUGCAGAGUCUUCCCUGAAAGAAUCGCAGUGCUUGGAUCACAUAGCAGACCAGGAGCUUAAAAGUGCGGCCGCUUUGUUUACCCUCACCAACCACCACUAGGCACCACACCAGAUCAUUUCUGUACAAUGAUUUUUGGUACAUGUGAACAUAUUUUUGGUACAUGUGAAUAUAUUGACAAAAUGCCGUCCACAUAUUUCUUUCUUGGUCGGUAGUUUGUAAACAGAAUUGGUUAUCCCUGUUUUAUGUCAUGGUUCGAUCUUAUAUUACCAUCAUCAAUGGAAGACUACACCAGUCGUCAUCUGUAAAUGAUUUGUACAUAAAAAAUUUGCAUGGUGGGAAUUAAGAUUCAGUGUAGAUAUAAAAUCAUUUGCUACCAUAACAUCAAUGGUGAUUUUUAUCUUUCUCACGAA